AGACCUAACUUCAGCACAGUAAGAUAAACUCCCUUUCUCUCUUUCUCCGCCGCUCAAGAAAUGUCCAUCGCCGUCGCUACCGCCGCCGCCGCCGGCGUAAACAUGUCCAGACUUCUCGCAUCUCCGACGACAGUCUCUCUCCUCUCCCACAAAACCAUCCGCACGUCCUUCUCUUCUCUCUCUUCCUUCUCCGCCUUCCCAACCACUCUCCGCCGCCGCAUUCCAGCAACAUCUCUCAAAUUCUCCACCACAACCAAGAUCUCCGCCGCAAUCAAUGUCGGCGACAGGCUUCCCGAAUCCACCCUAUCUUACUUCGACGACUCCGACGAACUCCAAACAGUCACAAUCUCAGAUCUCACCAAAGGAAAGAAAACCGUCCUCUUCGCCGUCCCCGGUGCCUUCACGCCGACCUGUUCUCAGAAACAUCUACCUGGAUUUGUAGAGAAAUCAGCUGAAUUAAAAGCGAAAGGUAUUGAUACUAUUGCUUGCAUUUCUGUUAACGAUGCUUUUGUAUUGAAGGCGUGGAAGAAGGAUUUGGGUAUUGGAGAUGAGGUUAUACUUGUUAGUGAUGGGAAUGGAACUUUUACAAAGGCAAUUGGGUGUGAAUUGGAUCUCAGUGAUAAGCCAAUAGGUCUUGGAAUUAGGUCUAGAAGGUAUGCGAUGUUGGUUGAAGAUGGAGUUGUGAAGGUGUUGAAUUUGGAAGAAGGAGGUUCGUUUACUUUCAGCAGUGCUGAUGAUAUUCUCAAAGUUCUGUAAGUUUUUUGAAUGUGUUUUCUUUCUAAUAAGAUUCAUGUUGUUUGAUGAAAUGUCAUCUUGAUUUUCUUGAAAUGAAUCAGAAUAGUGGAUAAUUUGGUUAAACUGUUCUUGAAUUGGUAAACUUUUGAUAGGUAUUAUCAAUUAAGUGAAUUUUCAUG
Molecule: messenger RNA, 914 nt
Organism: Impatiens glandulifera
Lineage: Eukaryota; Viridiplantae; Streptophyta; Magnoliopsida; Ericales; Balsaminaceae
Product: peroxiredoxin-2B-like
Exons: 1
Coding region: 61-756 (231 amino acids)
Biological process (GO): cellular response to oxidative stress; cell redox homeostasis; hydrogen peroxide catabolic process
Cellular component (GO): cytoplasm
Molecular function (GO): thioredoxin peroxidase activity
Source: RefSeq, a predicted model, not a curated record